UGGUAGUUGACAGCUUUGUUUGCAUUCAUAGUUUGCUUAGAGUUUUAACAGAAGUCGUGUGUGGUUGGGUUUAGCGAUGGUCUUACAUGUAUGUACAAUUUUAUCCUAGCACAACAUAUAUAUAUUUUGUUGAUGUUUUUAAAAACCAGCGGUAGAAUGUCAUUUCAAAUUCUAGAAUACACUUUUAACAUAGAUUUCCAACCAGGAUCCAUUUAAUUCUACUACAUCAGAUGUUUGGCCAUACUAAACGUCUAUGCAAUAAACUUUAAUGUCAUACCUGUACUUCUUGGGAUGUCUAGUUCAGGUUGCGGCUAUAAAUACUGCAAUGGCUGCACUAUCAAAGACAGUCGGCGUAUUUCCUAAGGAACGUGUGAUUGUUGAUAGAGAAAGAGCGAAAGGAUCCUAUUUGUUAGGGCCAUAUUUACUGUCAAAAUUAUUAGCUGAGAUCCCUGUUGGAGCAGCAUUCCCGUUGCUCUUUGGUACCGUUUUAUACCCCAUGACCCGUGUUCAUCCAACAUUGUCAAGAUUUGGGAAGUUCUGUGGAAUAGUAACCACUGAAUCCUUUGCUGCAUCUGCGAUGGGCCUCACCGUUGGCGCUAUGGUUCCUACCACUGAAGCAGCUCUGGCAGUAGGACCAUCUUUUAUGACUUUAUUCAUUGUAUUUGGAGGCUACUACAUCAAUGCAGAGAACACGCCAAUCAUCUUCCGCUGGAUCCCUCGUGUUUCUCUCAUCAUCAGAUGGUAG
Molecule: messenger RNA, 745 nt
Organism: Salvia splendens (bonfire salvia)
Lineage: Eukaryota; Viridiplantae; Streptophyta; Magnoliopsida; Lamiales; Lamiaceae
Product: ABC transporter G family member 7
Exons: 2
Coding region: 269-745 (158 amino acids)
Cellular component (GO): membrane
Molecular function (GO): ABC-type transporter activity
Source: RefSeq, a predicted model, not a curated record